AUGGGUUCAAAAGAUGUGAAUAUUAAAGCGUGGGAAUGGACUUUGGGUUUGGUAUUCAUAUUUGCUGUGGCAACAAUUUGGAUAGCUGCUAGCUUUGUUGUGCAGUCUGUUGUUGAUGCUGGUGUGUCACCAUUCCUUAUUACUUAUGUAUGCAAUUCGUUGUUUGUGGUAUUGAUUCCAAUUGUUGAAAUUGGGAGGUAUUUGGAGGAUUCUUAUGGGGGUUUAUGGUUUUGGAGUAGCGAGAAGAGUAAUUCCCAUAUGGAAGGAAUGGUAAGACAUUCAGAGCAGGCUGUCCUUCUCAAUGAUAAUGAUGCAGGCAGUGAAGCCAGCGAAUCCUUGGUUGUUAAAGAGGUUGAUGUUGUUACUGAAGAAAGGAACAAUGGUUCUGAAUUGAUGCCAGCAGAUACAGUGAUAAGAGUAUUGGUUGAUCAAGUUAAAGUGAUUGAAAAGGUUGAUCAUCAGCUUGAUGAGAAAGGGCGGUGGCCUCGGUAUAGAGUGGCUAAAGUUAGUCUUUUGAUCUGCCCGUUUUGGUUUUUGGCUCAACUCAGCUUUAACUUGUCAUUAAAGUAUACUACAGUCACAUCAAACACAAUCUUAAGCAGUGCAUCCAGUCUUUUUACCUUCUUGGUCUCCCUAGCAUUCUUGGGUGAGAAAUUUACUUGGUUAAAGCUCUCCAGUGUUCUUCUUUGUAUGGGAGGAACAAUAAUUGUAAGUCUAGGUGAUUCGCAAUCCGGUUUAAGAACAGUUGCAUCGAGUCCUCUUCUUGGAGACAUUUUCGCACUUCUUUCUGCAGGAUUAUAUGCAGUUUAUAUAACUCUUAUUCGCAUGAAAUUACCUGAUAAUGAUGGAAAGAGUGGUGAAGCCAGUACAGCUCAGUUUCUUGGAUUCCUUGGGCUUUUCAAUGCACUUAUUUUUCUUCCGGUUGCCUUCAUAAUGAAUUUUACCAUGAUGGAAACUUUUAGUACAGUUACUUGGAAACAGUAUGGUAUGAUAAUUGGUAAAGGUCAGUAUUCACUAUUUUUUAUUUUUUUGUUCUAG
Sphenostylis stenocarpa is the source of this 1038-nucleotide messenger RNA. The record is from the annotation of a GenBank genome assembly. NCBI's taxonomy places the organism in Eukaryota, Viridiplantae, Streptophyta, Magnoliopsida, Fabales, Fabaceae.